Stylonychia lemnae is the source of this 2301-nucleotide messenger RNA. NCBI's taxonomy places the organism in Eukaryota, Ciliophora, Spirotrichea, Sporadotrichida, Oxytrichidae. The record is from the annotation of a GenBank genome assembly.
AUGAAUAAGGGCGCUUAAUAAUCAAACAAUAACACCUCAACAAGUCAAACAUAAGCAAAUACUUAGAAGACCACUGUUGAUCCAAAAACACAGUAAAAUGCUACGACAUUGAGCUAAUCAACAACAAAUACAACUAAUCAAUCAUAAAUAAGUCAGACUUAAAAUAAGCCUUUAGUCAAUACUACUACAACAACAAAUACUAGCAGCAAUUAGGCUACAAACUAGAAUAUCAGCAACCAAUAGUAGCAAUAGAAUCUUCCUGCUUAAUAACAAUAGUAGCAAAAUGCUAACUCAAAGAAAGUUGAAGAAUAAAAAACGACUACCCAAACUUAAUCAAAUGCAACAGUAGGAACUGCAACUCAAUAGAAUGCUAACUUAAAUCAGCAAAAUACUACAGGAACUGCAGAUUAGCAAAAGCUAUAAGCCAAUACUGGCGCCUUAAACACCACAACUUCAAAAGUUGAUCCUAAACAAUAAGCAACUGGUACCACAGGAACUCAAUAAUAGUAAAACUAAAUAUAGCAAUAAAAUACUAAUACCUAAUAGUAGCAAAAUCUUGCAAAAACUGAAGUUAAAGUAGAUGCAUCAAAAUAAGGAUCUUAAUAGAAUAAUGCAACUGGAUUAUAGAAUUAAGAUGGAAUUGGAAGUGAGUCCUAUAUUGCGGUUCAAAAAAGAAUACCAUAGGUAGAGCCAAUUACUGAUAAGGACUUACAGGGUAAAGCAGGCAUUGACUAAAUAUCCUAUCUAGAAAGUUUGAAAGUUAAAUACUCUACUCAAAUUGAUACUCAAACGAAGCAGUUCAAAAGAUAAGAAACUCUUAAUGCAUAUAAUAGGCAGUAGAUGAAGAAAUAGAGUAUCAUGGUUUAAAGGAGUCUAAUAUAAGAAUAAACUAGCAAAAAUUUAAGACUCUUGCAAAAAUAUGAGGAGAAAAAAGCAGAAGUUGACAGAGAAAUCGUAAUAGAAGAUCAAAGGUUAGAGUCUCUCAAAACAAUCCCAGCUUAAGCACAACCAAAAGUAGAUCCUAAGGUACAAGGAUAGCCUCCUUCUAAAGAGGAGCCAACUAAAAUUUAAUAACUUAAUUAAAUAAGCUCUAAGCUUCAAACAGAUAUUGAAAUUCUAAAAGCCAGAAUCUUAGAAGGUGAGAGAGUAAAGCUUGAAUUAGAGGAGUUACUCGAGGAUAAGAGUGACUUUUUAAAGCAAAACGGAGACCUUAUUCUUUAAAUUGAGGGCCUUGAACAAACUAUAAAGAGAUAAGAACAAGAAUUAAAAUUGUUAGAUGCUGAAGUUGAGAAAAAGAAACAAGAAGAGAUAAUGGCAAUAAAGUCAUAAAAUGAUAAGGCCAGCCAAUCUUUAGUUAUCAUGUCUAAAUUAGAGGGUAGUAUAAAAACCCAUUACAGAGAACAAGAACUAAUUUCACUUGAGUAGUAAUAUAAACAAAUGCAAGAAAAAAUAAAAACUCAAAUUUUAGAUUAGGAAAAAUUAAAUAAAAAAAUAGGAGAGGCAAAGACACUUAAUAACAUCACAGAUGAGCAUAUUGAGUUGUAAAAGAUAAGAUCAGAAAUUAAAUUAUGUCAGGAUUAGUUAAUAAAUGAUAGAAAGAUCAUUUAAGACUCUGAUACCAAAAUCAAUGCUUAUUAGAAUGACAUUUAUGCACUUGAAGCACUCUACGAGGAGGAAGUUGAUUUAAACAGAGAACUUACUAAUGAGAGAUUCUGGCUGAAUGAACAGGUCCUGGAAUAACAAUAGAAUUUAGACACCGUAAGAGAAGAAUACGAAGAAUUGAAAAACUAAGAAGACAAUAAGCCAGUCUUCAUUCAAUAGAGAAGAGUCUAAGGAGUCCCAAUUAGCAGUUAAUUUGCAACAAAUAACUUUUCAUCCUAGCAAUUGAAUACUAAUGCCUAGUCACAAGACCUUUAUAACUAUUCUCCACUGCGACAAUAUGAGGCCUAAGAUUUGUAAAAUCAACAAGUACCACAAUAAUAUAUUCGAUAAGAUGAGGUUUUAAAUCAAGUUCAAGCUCAAGACUAAGAUUAAAAGAACCAGCAGCUAGUAUACAAUGAGAAGCUAGAUGUUGAGACAAAUGAAAAACUCAGCGAUCAAUACUUAGAAACACACAAGAAAUUGCUUCAAUCUGAAACAAACAGCUUUGAUCUACUUUUAUUCUUCAUUGCUGUUAUCACCCUCCUACUGUUAGUCAAUAUCUACUUCAGCAACUACAGAUCUCUUGAGCCAAUCUCAACCUAUGCCAGAAUGACCAAGGACUUUUUAUUUAGUGGCUUAGGCAAGUUUUCAAAGAAAUGA